CGGAUAGCGGCACCAUGAGCAGCUCGGGCGGGGCGGCAGCGGGGUCCGUCAGCUCCGCGCCGCCCGCGCAGGAGGAGGGCAUGACAUGGUGGUACCGCUGGCUGUGUCGCCUGUCGGGGGUACUGGGGGCCAUCUCUUGCGCCAUCUCCGGCCUCUUCAGCUGCAUAACCAUCCACCCUGUGAACAUCGCGGCUGGCGUGUGGAUGAUCACCAACGCCUUUGUCCUGCUGCUCUGCGAAGCGCCCUUCUGCUGCCCGUUCAUCGAGUUCGCCAACACGGUGGCAGCGAAGGUGGACCGGCUGCGCUCCUGGCAGAAGGCUGUCUUCUACUGCGGGAUGGCCGUCGUUCCUAUCAUCAUCAGCCUGACCCUGACCACGCUGCUGGGCAACGCCAUCGCCUUCGCCACCGGGGUGCUGUACGGACUCUCCGCCCUGGGCAAAAAGGGUGAUGCAAUCUCCUACGCCAGGAUCCAGCAGCAGAAGCAGCAGGCGGACGAGGAGAAGCUCUCAGAGACCCUGGAAGGGGAGCUGUGAUGUGGCCCGCGUGACUGCCCGCCCUCUCGCCCCUCUGGUUCUGCGUGAGCAGGUUCAGGACGGACGGGCCUGAAGCACGGACCCUGAGGGCCAGCGUGGGAGAGGAGUCUGGGCCUGGCUCCCACCAGCUCUGCUCCAGUCCCCACAGCUGGAGUCCUCCUGCCGCCCCUCCUAGGAUCGUGUCUCUUGGCCCUGAGCUGGUGCAGAGGUGCUGGGGCGAGGGCUCUGAGGGCGUGACCGGCAGCAUGGAGGUGGGCCGUGACCCGGGCCACAGGACCCGAGGCGCAGCCCUGCGGACAGAGUUUCACAGCACAGCCCCACCCCGCGCAGCCUUGGUGGUUCCGGCCCUCUGCAGCUGGCGGGACCACUGGGGGCCCGCUGCAAGCCUGGAGGAGCUGCCCUGGCCACGCCGCCCUGUCUGCAGUGGGAGGCCUGGACAUCGUCCGGAGGGAGCCGCCUCUGAGCCCUGCAGGCCGCGAGGCUGAGCCACCCGAGCCCACCUCUGUCCACCUGCCGGCAGGCUGAGCGGUGUCCUGAGGGCUGUCUGUGCUGCCCAAGGCCCCUUGGCCCCCAUACUCCGCAGGAGCCCCCAGUGCUGCCCCGAUGCGCAGUGCCCUGGCCCCGGACAGACCAUUUCAGGACACUUCCCGUGGGCCCGGCUCUUCCCAUCCCUCCCUCCCCUGGUGCUAAGGAAGUGGGUGGUCCUGCCCUGUAGCAGC
Molossus molossus (Pallas's mastiff bat) is the source of this 1252-nucleotide messenger RNA. It is a transcript of the gene CACFD1, whose product is annotated as calcium channel flower domain containing 1. Gene Ontology annotation, cellular component: membrane. The record is from RefSeq and is a predicted model, not a curated record. The transcript has 5 exons. Gene Ontology annotation, biological process: vesicle-mediated transport. NCBI's taxonomy places the organism in Eukaryota, Metazoa, Chordata, Mammalia, Chiroptera, Molossidae. Bases 15 to 533 code for a protein of 172 amino acids.